Saprolegnia parasitica CBS 223.65 is the source of this 1053-nucleotide messenger RNA. RefSeq lists its product as hypothetical. The coding region runs from base 1 to 1053 and encodes 350 amino acids. The transcript is spliced from 3 exons. The record is from RefSeq and is a predicted model, not a curated record. Lineage: Eukaryota; Oomycota; Saprolegniomycetes; Saprolegniales; Saprolegniaceae.
AUGGGCAAGCAAUCGCCACGAUGCAGCACCUGCAAUGCAGUGGCGCGCGUGCGUGGACCCAAGGCGCUGCGCGCGGGUGGAGUGUGCAAGCGGUGUUACGACAAGCGGGCGAAGGCCAAGGCUGCCGAAGCCAAGGCCGCCGAAGCCAAGGCCGCCGAAGCCAAGGCCACCGAAGCCAAGGCUGCAAAAGCCAAGGUUGCCGACGCCAAGGCCACCGAAGCCAUGGCCGCCGAAGCCACUGCCGUUAGCUACGCCUAUGCACACAACAGCGUGCGGCCGGUGACAUGCGCCAUCACGCUGGCCUUGGGUACCUCGAAGGCGCGAUGCGACGCGUGCGAGCAGGCCGCACACAACUACAAGCGCACGCUCAAGAAGUGGAAGGCGAGAUCGUUGAGCUCGGCCACCGCAUCGAACAUGAUGGGCGACGUGGAUCCCAUCGCUCGACGACAGGUGUGCAUCACCGAACAAGUCAAGUACGUUUUGAAUGCCCUUCAAGCCGCACCGCCCGCCCUGAACAGCCUUGAAGGCAACCGGCGCCGAAUUACGCUGCUGCAAGAGCUCAAAAUGCUCGCCAUGGAGGUCGACGUCAACAUGAUCCCCUUUGACGACGGCGGUAUUGCCCACAAAGGCAAGAUCUAUUUCGCGUGCCCCGGGCUCGUCAUGACCGACGUCGGCCUUGACGACGUGCAGCGCUUCUUGCACCUCUCCAAGUCGGACAAGGCUUUGCGCGACUCCAACAACACGGCCAUGUGCGAGUCCUGCGCCGACUUGAAGGCGUACCUCAAAGCGCUUGUGCUGUCACGCGCGGCGACGCGAGAGCAGCGGACGCAUGCCUCGAGUACGACGCAGUGGUGCAACCUCAGCCCAGGGUCCGCUGCCGAGCGUAUUAACAACGUGCGAGCGCAGGCCAUGGGCGUCGCGCUAGAUGGCGCCACAGGUUUAGGGAGCGCGAAGCGCACCUUCGACGCUACAGAAAAGCCCAAGGAGCCCAAACCAAAGCGCGUCAAGAAGCUCGAGGUUCGACGCGAGCUGGAUUUGCCGGUAGCAGCCUAG